AGCUUUCGUCGUGUCAUGUGCCUUGGUUGUCAUGCCGUCAUUUUCGAGGAUUUGAUCGACUUGAUGCCAUCUCUAUUAAACUCACUGGUGCCUCUGAACGCACGCUGCUCUCCUCUCCGUAGAGUUGUCUGAGCCACUACGGUAAUCAUCCACUAAUUUAAUUACCGCGUCCCCGGGUACUCGUGCUAAUGCACAUGACUUGAUGCAUCUCCUCAACUAACGCUGCGCUCCAUAGGCUUAGUUGUUUGAACCACUACUGUGUAAUGCACGUGAUCAGAUCCGCUUUAAUCGCGUACUAUUAUACAUUAAUCGGUGGCAGGCUGUACGCUCUGUAUACAACGGAAAAGAGUGCAGCAGAGCUGUAAUCAGUCUAGCUUGCUUUGCUUGCUUCACCUACCAAGUCAUCAGCACACCCGGAGAUUCUGAGAUCUCAACUCUGUUGCAAGAGACUCGUACGGUGCCUGCUGCCGGAGAUGGCGGAGACGGUGGUGAGCAUGGCGAGGUCCAUGGUGAGGGGCGCCAUCAGGGUGGCUGCUUCUGCCGCUGCCGCUGAGGUGGGCCUCCUCGUCGGCGUCCGAAAGGAUAUCUGGUUCAUUAAAGACGAGCUCGAGACGAUGGAGGCAUUCCUGGAGGUCGCUGAAUCAAUAAACAAGAAAGAUGUGCUCCUGAAGGUGUGGGCAAAACAAGUAAGGGAUCUGUCAUACAACAUUGAAGAUU
Molecule: messenger RNA, 717 nt
Organism: Triticum dicoccoides
Lineage: Eukaryota; Viridiplantae; Streptophyta; Magnoliopsida; Poales; Poaceae
Product: disease resistance protein Pik-2-like
Exons: 2
Source: RefSeq, a predicted model, not a curated record